Molecule: messenger RNA, 5877 nt
Organism: Cygnus olor (mute swan)
Lineage: Eukaryota; Metazoa; Chordata; Aves; Anseriformes; Anatidae
Gene: ADGRB2
Product: adhesion G protein-coupled receptor B2
Biological process (GO): negative regulation of angiogenesis; cell surface receptor signaling pathway; G protein-coupled receptor signaling pathway
Cellular component (GO): plasma membrane
Molecular function (GO): G protein-coupled receptor activity
Source: RefSeq, a predicted model, not a curated record
AACCCACCCCUCCCCUCAGCCCAGGCGGGGAACAAAGGGAAAUGAGAGGGGCUGGAGCAGGCUGCAGCGGGCGCCUGCGGCGGGCGAGCGUGCCAGCAGUGCCAGCCGUGCUGCGGGCGCCGGCAGCAGCAGCAGCAGCAGCUCCUGUGGCCCAGCGAGGCGCUCGGAUGCGGCACGUCCCUGGGGGCAGCCGGGGCCCCCGAAGCCCGCGGCUGCUGGCAUGGCGAGGUGCGUGCCGGGCGCUCUCCUCCACGAGGGACGGGGCCGUUUUGGAGCCAUCUGGGCGAUGGGCAGCGGGGCCGGGGUCACCGGAGCAUGCGGACGGCGACGCUGCAGGGUGCGAGGUCCUCGCCGCGGUGCCAGGGCAAAUGCCAUAGGAUGACCGCUGCUGGUCCCCUCUUACUGGGUGUGAUUUCGUCUGUCCUGUGGCUCACGCGGGGCUUCGACCCGGCUCCCAGCGCCUGCUCAGCCCUGGCCUCCGGCGUCCUGUACGGCUCCUUCUCGCUCAAGGACCUCUUCCCCACCAUCUCCUCCGGCUGCUCCUGGACCCUGGAGAACCCCGACCCCACCAAGUACUCGCUGUACCUCCGCUUCAACCGCGAGGAGCAGGUCUGCACCCACUUCUCGCCCAUGGUGCUGCCGCUCGACCACUACCUGGCCAACUACACCUGCGACCCGCGCGGCGAGGCCGCCAGCCCCCCGCCCUCCCCGCGGCGCCCGCAGGAGGAGGAGGAAGAGGAGGAGGAGGAGGAGGACGAAGCCGAGCUGGAGCUGUGCGAGGGCGCGGGGCCCUUCACCUUCCUGCACUUCGACAAGAACUUCGUGCAGCUCUGCCUGGCGGCCGAGCCCGAGGCGGCGCCGCGCCUGCUGGCCCCCCAGGCCCUGGAGUUUCGCUUCGUGGAGGUGCUGCUCAUCAACAACAACAACUCCAGCCAGUUCACCUGCAGCGUGCUGUGCCGCUGGCUCGAGGAGUGCCUGCAGGCGCCCGGCACCCGCCGCUGCGGCCUCACCCACGCCGGCUGCAGCUGCCAGGCGGAGAGCCCCCCGGCCCCGCGCCACAACGGCUCGGGGCACGCCGCCCGCACGCCCGCCCCGCCGCCCCCCGCCGCCGCCCCCACCGAGCGCUGCUGCCCCCCCGAGCUGCAUUCUGCGAAUGCCAACGGGUUCGACCUGCCCGAGGUGCCGCACGGCAAUGCGGUUGAGGAGAACCAGAAGGUGAAAACCCAGUGGCCCCGGUCGGCGGACGAGCCGGGUGUCUACAUGGCCCAGACAGGGGACCCCGCGGCAGAGGAGUGGUCCCAGUGGAGCGUCUGCUCCCUGACGUGCGGGCAGGGCUCCCAGGUGCGGACGCGCUCCUGCGUCUCCUCUCCCUACGGGACGCUGUGCAGCGGGCUGCUGCGCGAGACGCGGACCUGCAACAACACGGCCACCUGCCCAGUUCACGGCGUGUGGGAGGAGUGGUCCCCGUGGAGCCUGUGCUCAGUGACCUGCGGGCGAGGGGCCAGGACCAGGACGCGGCGGUGCGUGGCCCCGCGGCACGGAGGGAAAGCCUGCGAGGGCCCCGAGCUGCAGGCCAAGCCCUGCAAUAUCGCGACCUGCCCGGUGGAAGGGCAGUGGCUGGAGUGGGGCGCCUGGAGCCGCUGCUCCGUCACCUGCGCCAACGGCACGCAGCAGCGCACGCGCAAGUGCAGCGUCUCGGCCCACGGCUGGGCAGAGUGCCGGGGGGCCCACGCCGACGCCCGCGAGUGCUCCAACCCCACGUGUCCCACCGACAGCAAGUGGGGCCCCUGGAACCACUGGAGCCUCUGCUCCAAGACCUGCGACACGGGCUGGCAGCGCCGCUUCCGCAUGUGCGAGGGCACCGGCGUGCAGGGCUACCCCUGCGAGGGCACGGGCGAGGAGGUGAAGACCUGCAACGAGAAGAAGUGCCCAGCCUACCACGAGAUGUGCAAGGACGAGUACGUCAUGCUGAUGACCUGGAAGAAGACCGCCGCCGGGGACGUCAUCUACAACAAGUGUCCCCCCAACGCCACAGGGUCCGCCAGCCGCCGGUGCCUGCUGAGCCCCCACGGGGUCGCGUACUGGGGUGUGCCCAGCUUUGCCCGCUGCAUCUCCCACGAGUACCGAUACUUACAUCUCUCACUGCGGGAGCACCUGGCCAAGGGGCAGCGGGUGCUGGCGGGCGAGGGCAUGUCGCAGGUGGUGCGGAGCCUGCUGGAGCUCAUGGCCCGCAAGACCUACUACAGCGGGGACCUGCUCUUCUCCGUGGAGAUCCUGCGCAACGUCACCGACACCUUCAAGAGGGCUACCUACACCCCGUCCUCCGAGGACGUGCAGCGCUUCUUCCAGGUGGUGAGCUACAUGGUGGACGCGGAGAACCGGGACAAGUGGGAGGACGCGCAGCAGGUCUCUCCCGGCUCCGUGCACCUGAUGAAGGUGGUGGAGGACUUCAUCCACCUGGUGGGGGACGCGCUGAAGGCUUUCCAGAGCUCCCUCAUCGUCACCGACAACCUGGUGAUCAGCAUCCAGCGCGAGCCCGUCUCCGCCGUCUCCAGCGACAUCAACUUCCCCAUGAAGGGGCGCCGGGGCAUGAAGGACUGGGCGCGCAGCUCCGAGGACAAGCUCUUCAUCCCCAGGGAGGUGCUCAGCCUCGCCUCCACCGGUACGGUGCGCUGGGCGCGUGUGAGCUGGCAUCGCGUGGCGCACGCACCUGGGGCUGUGUGGGCGUGUGGGCGUGCACGUCUGGUGCUGUGCACACGUGUGAGCGUGCACCUCCAGGAGACUGCGUGCGGACGGGUGUGCACGUGCGUGAGCUGGUGUGUCUGGGGCUGCGUGGGGGCAGGUUUGUGGCUGGCACAUCUGGAAGUGUGCGUGCGUGUGCGAGCACGCGGGUGGCAUCCUGCCAGCCCACGGCUCUGCAGGUCUCCGUGCCAGCACCCGUGUCGGAGGGGGCGCGUGUUCUCGCCCCCGUGUCUGGAGCAGCCGCGUGGGCUCGCCCGUGUCUGCGUCUGCUCGCCGGGUGCACGUGUGCCGUGCGUGCCCGCGCGUGUGCCGGGCGCUGGCUCCGCGCCUUCCCCGGGCCCCGGCGCCGCUCUCCUUCCCCUCUCUCCGGAGCUGGACGAGUCGUCCCACUUCGUCAUCGGGGCCGUGCUGUACCGCACGCUGGGGCUGAUCCUGCCCCCGCCCAGGGCCCCCCUGGCCGUCACCUCCAAGGUGCUGACGGUGACCGUGCGCCCGCCGACCAAGCCUGCCGAGCCCCUGGUCCUGGUGGAGCUCUCCCACGUCAUCAACGGCACGUCCCACCCGCAGUGCGUCACCUGGGACUACUCGAGGACGGAUGCUGGCUUGGGAAACUGGGACACGGAGAGCUGCCAAACCCUGGAGACCCUCCCGGCGCACACCAAAUGCCAGUGCCGCCAGCUCGCCACCUUCGCCGUCCUCGCCCAGCUGCCCAGAGACCUGGCCAUGGACCCCUCGGGCACCCCCUCGGUGCCGCUGAUGAUCGGCUGCGCCGUCUCCUGCAUGGCCCUGCUGACCCUGCUGGUGAUCUACGCUGCCUUCUGGAGGUUCAUCAAGUCAGAGCGCUCCAUCAUCCUGCUCAACUUCUGCGUCUCCAUCCUGGCCUCCAACAUCCUCAUCCUCGUGGGGCAGUCCCAGAUGCUCAGCAAGGGCGUGUGCACCAUGACGGCCGCCUUCCUCCACUUCUUCUUCCUCUCCUCCUUCUGCUGGGUGCUGACGGAGGCCUGGCAGUCCUACCUGGCAGUGAUCGGCCGGAUCCGGACACGCCUGGUCAGGAAGCGCUUCCUCUGCUUGGGAUGGGGUUUGCCAGCCCUCGUGGUCGCCGUCUCCGUCGGCUUCACGCGGACCAAAGGCUACGGGACGGCGAGCUACUGCUGGCUCUCGCUGGAGGGCGGUCUGCUCUACGCCUUCGUGGGACCCGCUGCCGUCAUUGUGCUGGUGAACAUGCUGGUCGGCAUCAUCGUGUUCAACAAGCUCAUGUCCCGCGACGGCAUUUCAGAUAAGUCCAAAAAGCAGCGAGCUGGGGCAUCGCUGUGGAGCUCCUGCGUGGUUCUGCCUCUGCUGGCGCUGACCUGGAUGUCGGCCGUGCUCGCCAUGACCGACCGGCGCUCCAUCCUCUUCCAGGUCCUCUUCGCCGUCUUCAACUCCGUCCAGGGCUUCGUCAUCAUCACCGUGCACGGCUUCCUGCGCCGAGAGGUCCAGGACGUGGUGAAGUGUCAGGUGGGGGGGUGCAGGGGCGAGGAGAACGAAAACUCCCCCGACUCCUGCAAGAACGGGCAGGUGCAGAUCCUGACAGAUUUUGAAAAGGACGUUGACCUGGCGUGCCAGACAGUGCUGUUCAAGGAGGUGAACACCUGCAACCCUGCCACCAUCACCGGCACCUUGUCCCGCAUCUCCCUGGACGGAGACGAAGACCCCAAGCUCAACACCAGCUCGGAGGGCGGCCUGGGCUUCUCCAGCCUGCCGGGCAACAUCCCCGCGCCCAGCAUCCUGGUGCAGGUGCCCAAGAUGACCCCCAACGUGGUGGCGGAGCUGGGCGAGCCGCCGGCGCAGCCGGUGGGGCUGGAGGCGCAGGGCCCCGUGUACCUGUGCACCGAGAGCAGCCUGCGGCCCGUGGACUACGGCUGGCUGCGGGCCCCGGAGCCGCCGCGGGAGAGCGACUACAUGGUGCUGCCGCGCCGCAGCGCCAGCCUCAAGCCCUUCCAGCGAGAGGACGGGCAGCUCGAGGAGGGGGCGCCCGGCGGGAAGGGGCGCCCGGCGGGCGAGGGGGACGCCUACCCCAGCUUCAUCUCGGUGGAGCACGUCAACGUGAACCUGAGCCAGCCCUACGGGACGGUGAAGCACCCCUACGGGCUCCAGUUCAAGCAGCACCCCACGGUGCGGCAGAUCCUGGCCUCGGAGCUGUCGGAGCGCAGCCGCACCAUGCCCCGCACCGUCCCCGGCUCUGCCAUGAAAGUGGGGUCCUUGGAGAGGAAGAGGUUGCGGUACUCCGACCUGGAUUUCGAGAAGGUGAUGCACACGCGGAAGCGCCACUCCGAGCUCUACCACGAGCUCAACCAGAAGUUCCACACGCUGGACCGGUACCGGGCCCCCGCUGCCGGUACCUCCAAGCGAGAAAAGCGGUGGAGCGUCUCUUCGGGCGGCGGGGAGAAGGGCACGGCCACGGAUGCGGCCAGCCCCGAUGCGCAGCAGCCGCCGGCCGCGCCACCCAAGCCGUGGAGCACGUUCAAGGCAAUGACGCUGGGCUCCCUGCCCAGCGCCCACCGCGACCGGCUCGAGCUGCGCUGCGCCGACUGGGAGGGUCCCUGCACCGGCCUGGAUGCGGCCGACGGCGACUUCCAGACGGAGGUGUGAGGGGGGAGCCCCAGCGCCCUGCCCGCCACCGCCGCCUUCGCCCGGGGCACCCCGCAGCAGGAGCAGCCCGGACGCCGCCUUUGCUCCAUCCUCCUCCACACCUGGGGGGGGGUCCCUGCGGGGGGAACCGUACGCACCCGCCGCCCCCCACCCGUCGCCGUUGCGGUUCCUCCUCCCCACUGCUCCCCCCCGGGACAUGGGUGCGGAGGGGACACGCGCACCCCCACGCACCCCCACCGAUCACUUGCGCACCCGCUCGGCACCCGCCCGGCCGCCGAGGCCCUGGCAUCUCCGUUCUUUUCUACCGGGACGUUUCUUCACGCAGUGCACCGUGUGCACGCGCGCGGUGGCCCCGGGCACCCCACGCCGGGUGGCCCCGUGGCCGGGCGCCCUCGCCCCGUGGCCGCCCCCUCCCAGCCGUCCCCACCGUCCCCCCCUCCACGGGGCAGGUGCUGUCGUUGUUGGAAAUAAAAGUUCACUCUCUGUGGUGCCGUGGGGCCGCGG